UCAAGCGCCCUCUUGUGAUAAAAAACAAGGCGACAUUUUGGGGAAAAAUGGCACCGGAAUUCGGUGAAUUUGUCGUUUCACGAAGAUAGACUAAUGGGAGUAUCUUUUGCAGCGCAUUAGAAUGAAAACUUCUAUCCUCUGAUUAAGGUAAGCCACAAUGAGAUAGACUGGAGGCUGCUGUAUAUGUGUUCCUGGGGUGGAUCUAGAACUUUGAGGAGUGAAUAGGAUGGAUUACAGCUCUUCUGUGUCACACUUACCUUGGAUUGUGAAUUCAUGUUAUAAUUUUCUGUGUGUGUGAUAUCAGCCUAAACUGAUUAUUCUCUGACUGAAUCACUGAGCAAAAUGGCUGAUCACUCGGAUUUAGUCGCAGAAAUCCCGAGCGUGGAACGCAUGGGAACACAAGAAAGGCUGAAACAUGCCAAAAAACGUCGUUCUGCACAACUAAAGAAAUGGGCCAACUAUGAGAAACAGUUGGAUAAAGACAGUAACAAAAAAUCUAAAAAAGGUCAGCCCCACAAAAAACACCGGCGAGCAAAGACCACGAGGGUACGCUUCAAAGGAAACAUUAUGUUACUGGAGUCCGCAGCCCGAAAUGACUUAGAAGAUGUGAAGCGUCUCCUUAGUGCUGGGGUCAACCCUGAUGUGACCAAUGAAGAUGGACUCACUGCCUUACAUCAGUGUUGUAUUGAUGACAAUGAAGAAAUGCUAAAGCUACUCCUUGAGUUUGGAGCGUCAGUGAAUGCGCGGGACACAGAGUUAUGGACGCCACUCCAUGCAGCUGCCACUUGUGGACAUGUUCAUCUUUGUCGUUACCUCAUAGAUAAGGGUGCGGAACUCUUGGCGGUCAAUGCUGAUGGUAAUAUGCCGUACGAUAUCUGCGAGGAUGAAGUCACACUUGAUUACAUUGAAACUGAGAUGGCAAAAAGAGGAAUUACACAAGAGGACAUUGAUGAAACUCGACUCAUUCCUGAAAAACAAAUGCUUAAUGAUCUAAAACAAAUUGCAAAGAGAGGUGGGGAUCUAGAGUUUAUCAACUCUGAAGGAGCCACACCAUUACAUGUAGCUGCCGCUAAUGGCUACCAGGAGGUGACAGAGUUUUUGCUGGACCACCACGUGUCUGUUGACAGAAGAGAUUAUGACUCGUGGCAGCCAAUCCACGCCGCGGCCUGCUGGCUACAGCCCGAGAUCCUGGAAAUUCUGGUGAGAAAUGGUGCUGAUAUUGAUGCCAAGACGAGAAUAGGAGAAACAGCAUUUGACCUCUGUGAAGAUGCUGAGAUUCGACAAAAAAUCCUUGACAUGAAAGAUGAGAUUGAAAAUAACAAAGCCAGCCGUACAAAAGACAGUGUCCGUCGCAGUGCGAGACACACCAGUAGAUCCUUAUCAAAUAGUUCGGGUUCAGUGACGAAUUCCAACACGUCACUGAACGAGCAUUAUGAGCACCCCCACCACCACCACAAGGCCUCCAACAGUGCAUCCAUACGCCGUAGCAGUAUGAGGGGAGAGAAAAGCCCGCUCUUCAUGAAAGAAGCCCGGGAGGAGGCCCUUCAUUUCGGCUGGGGACAGAGCAACGAAGACUUAAUGGAGGAGGAUAAAGAGAACAGUCCAGCAACAAACAUAGAAGAUGUUCAGAUCAUCAUAGAGGAGGAAAAACCGGAACCAACUAAAAAGGUGUCACCCCCCUCCCCCGAACAACCAAAGACUGUAGAUACUACAGCAUCCCCCAGACUGUCCCCGGGAAGCACACAGACAGACAGACCACCAGGAGAACGACAAUCCUCAAGGUCAAAUAGGCCAGAGUCUGCCCCUCAAGGUCAGCCCAGUCAAAGGCCAAGACCUCAGAACCCUUCCCCCAACAGCCGACAAGAGAGGCCCACAUCCACCCCCAGUAGCCGUCAGGAACGGCCGACGUCUACCCCCAACAGCCGACAGGAACGGCCGACAUCUCACCGAGAAACUACCCCUGACAAACCUAGAACAAACAACAUUCCAAAGUCUGUGUCGGAACAGGAGCGACAGAGGCAGCAGGAGAGGCGAAGUGAUUCCUCGAGUCCGCGCGUCAAAUCAAACUCGUAUCAGUUAAACAGCACUGAGACGGGGACCAGCUCAAACGUUCGCUACCCUUCUGGUCCCUCGUCCAUAACUCUGGCCGAUUUAAAACGACAGCGUGCAGAGUCAAGAAGCAGAGAGAAUAGCCUAACGGACAUAAGUUCUCAAGUUCAGAACAUGUUUAUUAACAGUCUGUCCUCUAACAAUAGCAAAAAAUACAGUUCAUCAUCGCUGCCUGGCAAAGAGCCCCAUAAAGAUAAAAAUGGACAUAAUACCAACAACAACACGCAAGGUUACCACCCAGAGGCGGUGCACAAAUUCAAAGCACCACACAGUUCUCCCGUCAUCGGAGAGGACGAUAAACAGGGCUGUUGUGUGGUCAUGUGACAUUAACGGUAAAAUAUAUUGCAAGUGAUAAACUGCAAGAAAGCGCACGGUCGCCAGCUUACAACAUGAUUCAGAAGCAGCAUUUGUGUUUUCAUAUGAUCAAAAGUGGGUAGGACUUGGUAAAAAGUCAAGUGACAUCAGUUGAUGUGAAGUAACGAGUGUGGGGUUGUGUCUUAGUUAUCUGUGCUGAUAUGUGAUAUAAUUUUAUAGAUGAAGGUGUGUUGAUAUGAAGAAUUUUACGGUGAUAUAUUUCCAAACAUUAUGUAUAUUUAGAGAGGUUGCUUUAUACUUGCAAAUUUGUAUUUAUUUUGUUAUACAUAUUUACCCUUUCUAAUGGGUAGGGUUUUGUUCAUAUAAUAGCAAUGGAUGCUUUUGCUAGAAUUUGUGCUCAAAUUCUUCUUUCAUUGCUCAAGAAGUGAAAUGGCAAAGCAAAAAAAUAAAUUUAUGGCCAUGUUACAAAGACUUUUAAAAAUGGAUAUUCCAAAAAAUAAUGUCAGCAUAAAUUUUACUUGUUGUCUUCUACAAAUAUUACACUCAUAACAAGAAUCAUGUAACUUCAUAAACAUUGGGUUAGAAUCUGUCACUGUUUCAUUGUCCACUGUAGAUGUGACAUUCCAAACUUGUAUACUGUAUAAUGGGUCAUUUUCAGUGGUCAAUUUCAGCUCAAAGAAAAAAAAAACUUGGUAAGGGAAGUAAUUUAGGCCAUAUCUGGGAUUGAAAGUAUUGCGAAAGUGUUUUACAUGUUAAAAUACGCGUAGUUUAUAUGGAUGAGGAAUGUCAUGGUUUGAAGUGACAGAAAUGACCCAUUAUACUGUAGUCCUCCUGCAUUCCCUUGUGUUCCCUAGGAUUACCUUUAAUAAUCACACUUUCAUAGGUCAUACACUUUAUACUUGAAGAAUUCAGAGAUAUUAACUGUUUUGCUAGCCAAUCAGAUUGUAUUAAAAGUAGCUCAUUUCUUAUCAUGGCCAAGGUAUCAUGUACUUUUUUAAUGCAAGAUGGAAUAUCAAAGUUUUUUAUGUGGAGAAGGAUUUAAAAGUCAUAGAUUAAAUAAAGUAUCUGUAAUAUAGGCAGCCAAGAUUGAUUUAAAAAAGGGAGGUAAAUCUCCAAUGAUGUAAAGCCAUAGUAUGUAUCGAUAUGAUGCACAUUUAUUGCACAGCAAGCUGUAACAGGGUUUCAUCAUUAUGAUAUAUGCAAUAUUUUCUGUACAUUUUAUAUUUUAGAAGUGCUGAUUCGUAGAAGCUUUGUGCACAUCUGUAUUCCAGCUAUUUUAUUUAUGCAGUCCUUUUUUAUGUUGAGCACUUGAUGUUUGUUUCCUUUUUAUGUUGGUGAUUGCAAUAGAAUGUGACUAACAGGAAGAAUGAUUAAUUGUUUGUUAUAUAGUACGGUUUUUUUAAAAAAAUUGAAAAUAGUCCUGAAAUUGAUGAAAUAUAUUUAUUAGUUGUACUCUAAUUUGUAACAUUUUCCCCUUGUUUACAAAGAUUCAUUCCAAAUACAUUGUAGAUUUCAGGGUUUUUUUCAUGUAUCUCAAAAAUAAAUUCAGUAAUCCAGGUUUCAAUGUGAAUUGUCUUCUAAAAUUGUCAAUGUGUUGAAGAAUUAUAAAACUACUUAAAAUAAAUUAAACACUCUCACAUCACAUUAAAUUUUUAAAGAAAAUAAUUAAGCAUUUCCUUUGCAUGCAAUGUGGGUGAGAAAAACAAAGACAUAAAUAGUGAAUAUUUUUUGUGCAUUUCAUGAUAAUGGUAUCAAUGUCAGUUUGAUCUUGCAGAAGUCAGAAAUAUAAAAGAUAUAUAGCUGCUUUAAAAAAUAUAUAAAUGUAUGGGUUGUGUCAGCAUAUUAAUGCACAUCAGGAAAUGUAUAGUUUAUUUGUUCUAUAUAAACACCUGGCCAGUUUCACUGUAAAUGAUUUAGCAGCAAUAGGUACAAAAACAGAGUGCUUUAUUUAGUUGUUUUUUCCUCCAUUUGAUUUAUCCUAGUAGUAUUGAAUAAGAUAUUAAAAACUUUAGUCCAAAGGACUUAAAAAUUUAUCAUUUUCAAAAAAAAAAAAUCCCUAAUAUAUAUUAAGCAAGAAGAAAUCAGUAUCAUAUGGCUGACUGCCUGGUAGGUUAAUUAUUGAUCUGGUUACAGAUUAUGUAUCGAUAGAAAAGAUAUAGGAAUUGCUUGCAGGAACCUUUUAUACGGCACUGUGUAAAAUGUAUGUUGUUUUGGAUACCAGCACACCUAAGAUGAAACUUUGUAAAACUAGUACAAGGUAAAUUUUCCAAGUUUAAUGAAUUGUGUACACCUGUCUUCACAUUGAACUUAUUGUUAAAAUACAUCCAUUCCAUUCCUUUUUUAAAGAAUGCAUAAAGAUGAAAUUAUUUUUCAAUGGAACAAAUAAACAGACAAUACAA
Messenger RNA from Saccostrea cuccullata (small rock oyster), 4823 nucleotides. RefSeq names its product protein phosphatase 1 regulatory subunit 16A-like. The coding region runs from base 343 to 2433 and encodes 696 amino acids. The transcript is spliced from 12 exons. The record is from RefSeq and is a predicted model, not a curated record. Gene Ontology annotation, cellular component: cytoplasm. Gene Ontology annotation, molecular function: protein binding; enzyme inhibitor activity; myosin phosphatase regulator activity. Lineage: Eukaryota; Metazoa; Mollusca; Bivalvia; Ostreida; Ostreidae.